This is a messenger RNA of Bemisia tabaci, 606 nucleotides long. RefSeq lists its product as uncharacterized. The record is from RefSeq and is a predicted model, not a curated record. NCBI's taxonomy places the organism in Eukaryota, Metazoa, Arthropoda, Insecta, Hemiptera, Aleyrodidae.
UUUUCCUAUUUUUCCAUUCGACGAUGGGGUGCUCUUGACAAUAUAAAAACCGGCGCGGACGUCCCUGCAUUAUCAGUUGCUUUGCUGCACAUCUAGUGACUUACUUCUCCGACCCGAAACUAACCUCAAACCUUUUCAACAUGUUCAAGUUGUUGGUCGUCGCUUUCGCUCUCAUCGCCGCCGCUGCCGCCACUCACUUGGCUUACAGUAGCUACAUGCCCUACUCUGGUGCUUACUCUGGCUACGCCGCGCCAUACUCCGCCGCCGGCUGGUCUGGCUACUCUGGUGCUUACCCUGGAUACGCCGGCGCUUACCCUGGAUACGCCGGCGCUUACCCUGGAUAUGGAUACUCUGCACACCUCGGAUACUCCGGCAUUGGCGGAUACAUCAAGAAAUAGAAUGUUCUAAGGCGAUACUGGCAAACCGACCCCGAAAUGACCCACCUCAACCCCAAGUACCUCUGCUGUCAUCCCGGCGGAAACCAAGCUCAACCGUAUGAUCAUAAUUGUUUUGUUUACUUUCUAUUUUGCUUUUAAUUACUUCUGUGAAGUCCUCUCAGCUAUUAGAAUCUGGUUUUAAAUAAAAUGUAAAAUUAUCCAUCCACAA